AUGAAAUCUACAUGGAAAUUGAGGACUGAAUGGGACCAGAUUGUUCCCGAAAAGAUCCAAAAUACAUGGAACCAGUUCAAAAUCGGAUUGCAAGAUUUGAAAUUACUCAAAAUUCCGCGGUCUCAAACAGGCCAUGCAAGUAAAAAACAAAAUAUCACGUAUUUAAUUGGAUUUAGCGACGCCUCUGAAGAGGCAUACUCGGCUGUGGUAUAUCUUGUAUCGUAUGAUGCUCAUGGAUAUGGAUUGUCGUAUUUAAUAGCAUCUAAGACGAGAGUUGCGCCCCUGCAGAAGCAAUCCCUACCGAGAUUAGAACUCUGUGGAGCUCUACUUCUGUCAGAAUUUAUGCCACAAAUCGCAAAGGCACUAAAAAUUCACUUCAAAAGCAUGAUAGCUUAUACAGAUUCUACGUUAGUGCUACGUUGGAUAAGGUCGGAGCCAUACAAGUAUCAUACAUUUGUAGCUAAUCGCAUCUCAAAAAUUCAAGAAAAUUUACCAGCAGAAUAUUGGGGAUUUGUUCGUGGUGUAGAAAAUCCCGCAGACUGUGCCUCUCGUGGAAUUACUGUCAAAGAACUGAUAAAUCAUCAAUUGUGGUGGAAUGGACCUAACUGGCUAGUGGAAAGCAUUCCUAAACCAGAAGUUCCAGAAGAGUUUCAUCAGGUAUCCGAUCCAAAGGAAGAAAAACGUGAAAAUAUUGUGUGUCAGAUGACAGCUAUCAAAACUAAACAAGGCCAAGUGAGUGAAAAAAUAUUAUCAUGUGGAAUAUCGACUACUGAAUUGGAUGGUGCUUUAAAAAAGUGGAUAAGUAUCGCGCAACAGCAAGAAUUCACUCAAGAAAUCCUGCAGUUACAAAAUAAGGAGAAGUUAUCUACAAAAAGCAGACUGUUACCAUUAAAUCCAUUUCUGGAUAAGGACCAUAUUCUUCGCGUAGGCGGAAGGCUUAAACACGCUGAGAUGCCUACAGAUCAAAAAUAUCCAAUUCUUCUCCCACAAUAUCACAGGGUAACAUACCUCAUCAUUGAAAAUGCUCAUUUAUCAAACUUGCAUGGUGCACCUCAAGUGCUGUUAUCUUUUUUACAACAAAAAUAUUGGAUUGUUCGUGGAAAAGAUGUUAUUAGAAAAGUAAUUCGGAAGUGUAUCAUGUGUACAAGGCUAAGGGCAGAAACCUUACAGCAGAUUAUGGCAAAUCUGCCAGCCUUUAGAGUAAACCCCUCAAAAGCGUUUAAACAUACUGGUUUAGACUACGCGGGUCCAUAUCUAAUCAGACCAAUCUCGCCAAGAAGUAAAAUUACUUUAAAGGCCUAUCUAUGUAUAUUUAUAUGUUGCACGACCCGAGCCAUUCAUCUUGAAGUAGUUAGUGAUGCCACUACCCAGGCAUUUUUAGCAGCAUUAAGAAGGUUUGUGGCAAGGAGGGGAAAGCCUGCAGAUAUUUACAGCGACAAUGGAACAAAUUUCGUGGGUGCUGAGAAACAGCUGAAAGAGUUCAUCAAAUUGUCAAAAUCAAACGAACAUAAUCAAAAGGUAUUCAAUACAUUGUCAGAGGAAGGAAUUACUUGGCACUUUAAUCCUCCAGCGGCUCCUCAUUUUGGAGGUCUAUGGGAGAGUGGAGUCAAGUCUACUAAGUUCCAUUUAAAAAGAAUUAUGGGACUGCAGAGGUUAACGUUCGAAGAAUUAAGCACGCUUACGUGUCAGAUUGAAGCAGUGUUAAAUUCAAGACCGCUUACACCAGAAUCAACAGACCCUACAGAUUUACGAGCAUUGACCUCAGGUCAUUUUCUUAUAGGACAAGCCUUGACCUCAGUACCAGAUUCAGAUUUAAGUGAAGUACCAGUUUCAAGAUUGAUCCGAUGGCAAUUAAUACAAAAUAUGCUACAACAAUUUUGGAAACGCUGGUCCGCAGAAUAUCUUACAAGAAUGCAAGCUCGUCAAAAAUGGCUAGUCCCGGUCCCUUCAAUUAAAUUAGGAUCUCUCGUAAUUAUUAAAGAUGAUAAUACACCGCCGUUGAAAUGGAGUCUUGGUCGGAUAAUUAAAUUACAUCCUGGAGAGGAUCAACAGAUUCGUACAGUGACAGUUAAGACAGCCAGUGGAGAACUAAAAAGACCAAUUGUAAAAAUUUGUUUGCUACCAGUUGACACGACAAACACAAAAGAAGAAAAUUCUGAAAGAAUCUCAACAGAAGAAACUGAUGCAUCACCCUCUGUAUAA
This is a messenger RNA of Folsomia candida, 2202 nucleotides long. RefSeq lists its product as uncharacterized. The transcript is spliced from 2 exons. Gene Ontology annotation, molecular function: nucleic acid binding. The record is from RefSeq and is a predicted model, not a curated record. The coding region runs from base 1 to 2202 and encodes 733 amino acids. Lineage: Eukaryota; Metazoa; Arthropoda; Collembola; Entomobryomorpha; Isotomidae. Gene Ontology annotation, biological process: DNA integration.